GAGACACAAAAACAUAGCAGAUAUUAUUAGCCGUGACAUUCGGCCAGGAUGUACGGCAGAAGAUAUAAAGAGGAAGAUCAAUGGCCUCCGUACGAGCUACUCGUACGAGAAAGCAAAAAUGAAUAAAAGCAAAAGUGGAGCCAGUGCGCAGGCGGCAUAUACACCACAAGUAUACUGGUUUCAGAUGUUGAAAUUUCUUGACCAGUCUACAGAGGCCGACGAGAGUCUGUGCAAUUUGGAUAGCACAGAAAGUGAAACUGGAAGUGAACGUGCCACACCGACGUUUGAGGAAAUGUGUGCGCAUGAGAUCCAAGAGCCUGUCGCAUGUAGCGAGGCACAGCCACAGCCCCUGCGUCAAGAGCGGCCUCCCACAAAAAGGAGGAAAGUCACGCAAGACGUGGCAACUAACGUCAUGGAGGAGGCCAGCAGGACACUACAGGCUAUGGCUGAUGCUGCCAGAACCUUGCCUGUCCAUGAAGACCGCUACAGCACCCUGGGCGCCCACAUCGCAGCAGAGCUGCGUGAAAUGGAAAGGGUGGGCGGCAGGGAAUACACCACAGUCACAAUGCACAGUCUGCAGCGGACAUUGAUGGACAGGUGGGAUUUGCUGCAUGCGACAGCCCGUGCACAACCGUCCACCUCUGGAUAUAUCCAGGUUGCCUUGCAGCAGGCUGGAAUCGAGGAUGAAGACUCCAUUCCAUAAAUAUAUGUGUGUAUAAUUUUUGUACAUCCUGGCCGAAUGUCACGGCUAAUAAUAUCUGCUAUGUUUUUGUAUCUCUCCAAUCUUCUUAAUCAAUUUUUA
Schistocerca nitens (vagrant locust) is the source of this 802-nucleotide messenger RNA. RefSeq lists its product as uncharacterized. NCBI's taxonomy places the organism in Eukaryota, Metazoa, Arthropoda, Insecta, Orthoptera, Acrididae. The coding region runs from base 119 to 703 and encodes 194 amino acids. The transcript is spliced from 3 exons. The record is from RefSeq and is a predicted model, not a curated record.